Molecule: messenger RNA, 2502 nt
Organism: Spodoptera exigua (beet armyworm)
Lineage: Eukaryota; Metazoa; Arthropoda; Insecta; Lepidoptera; Noctuidae
Source: the annotation of a GenBank genome assembly
CAAUGAGUGAGCACUGUAUUUCAGAAUUUUUUAGUUGUCAUUUUCGAAUGAACGAGUGUGGUGUUGUGCGUGUUUAAAAUAGAAAUUACGCUGUAAAAAUUAAUAAAUACGCAUGAUAUUGGACUAAUAUCGUAAUUUCGUCACAAAAAUCAGAUAUAUUAAGUGUAAUGUCGUAGAAGAAUGAAUUUAAUUUAUAUUGCUUACUAAUAACAAAGCUUAAUUUUCAACGUUCGUCAUGGCUCGCUUCCUGUCGGAGGAUAAAUUAAAAGGUUUUGAAAAAUACAAAUAUAACUCUGUGGAUACCAGUGUUCUCAGUAAUUAUGUUAUGCACCCAUUUUGGAAUUGGUGUGUCCAGUUUUGUCCAGUAUGGGUGGCCCCAAAUCUGCUGACAUUCACGGGUUUCCUGCUGACUGUGCUGAAUUUCUUUGUCUUCUCAUAUUACGACUAUGGUUUCUAUGCCAUGACAGCUGAGAAUAUCACCAAAGAUCAGAUACCUUCAUGGGUAUGGGGAGUGUCUGCGGUCAACCUGUUUGUGGCUUAUACUCUGGAUGGCAUCGACGGCAAACAGGCUCGGCGCACCGGUACCAGUGGUCCAUUAGGAGAGCUGUUCGACCAUGGACUGGACUCGUACUCCGCUGUUCUCAUCCCCACCUUCCUCUACAGCAUAUUUGGCAGGGAUGAAGUGAGUACGCUACGGUUCUUGUUUCUGAUAUGGAACAUCUUCUUCAACUUCUAUCUGACGCAUUGGGAGAAGUACAACACUGGAGUCAUGUUCCUGCCGUGGGGAUACGACUUUACUAUGAUCGGUUCCUGUAUUCUUCUGUUGGUGACAUCAGUGUUCGGUCCCGAAGCCUGGCACAUUCCCCUGCCAGGCAACAUUACGCCCGGUGUCAUCUUUGAGUUCGUGUUGUACUUCUCCGCGAUGCUCACCAGCCAAACUGUCAUAUUGUGGAAUAUUUACAAGUCGUAUCGAGACAAAACCGGCAAGAUGCGUCCUUUCAGUGAGGCGGUGCGACCAUUGGUGCCCCUGUUCAUAUUCUUCGCGCUAAGUUCUCUCUGGGCCAUCUACUCUCCAACUGACAUCAUCAACAGAGCUCCUAGAAUCUUCUACAUAUUAACUGGAACCAUAUUCUCUAACAUUAAUUGUCGGCUUAUAGUGUCACAAAUGAGCGAUACUCGGUGCGAGGUGUUCAACGGGUUGCUGAUUCCGUAUGCGCUGGUGAUGUGCGUGGUUUUCUCGUUUCCCGUGUCUGCCACCAUAGAACUCUUGCUGCUGGCCAGCCUUUGCGUCGCCAGCUCCGUCGCUCAUAUCUACUAUGGUACCAAAGUGGUACAAGAAAUGUGUGAUCAUUUCAAAAUUGAAUGUUUCCAUAUCAAGCCAAAGAUAAAAUAAUAGGUAUAUUUUUAAAUAAUUUUUUGGAUGUCGGGAAUUAUGAUAGCAGAAAAUAAAUAAUUUCGUAUGUAAGUAUCUAAUACUCUUGUAUGUGGUAGUUAGUACCUAUUCAGAAUAUGAAAUAAAGGUAUGCGAUCAUAUUAUUAUAUUAUUGUGAAUUAAUGUAAAUGUAAGCCAAUUAUUGCCAGUUGAAGAUUUAUUUAUUUGUGUUUCAUAUUUAUUUUAUUAAAUUUUUCUUAGCCAAAUUUUAUUGGACAUUAUAAGAAUCGCCCAAUUUUCUACGUGUAUUUUCUUAUCACGUUGUUAUGUUGUGAACGUGUACCUUUAGGAAUAUGUAUAAUUGUUACGUAGCAACGCAGCUCUUUACUACGCGAUUAUCUAGGCCCUAAAUAAGUGUAUAGGUACUUUUGAUUUUUAAAAUCAGAUUUAUGUCAUUUUAUGCAAGUUUUUACCAUACUGUUAAUGUUAAUUUAUCCAAUACUAUUUUCUGAGUGAUAUUUCCAAAAUAUUAUUAUUAGGUCUAUAUACUGAGGACCAAUACAAUACAACUGAUUUUAACGAAUUGAUUGUUAUGAAUUGUAUUGUCUUUCUCUCAUUUUUUAAGUCUUUGUAAAUAUAUCUUUAGUCCAGGGUAAACAUUCAUAUUGUGUUACAGAUUGUAAUAACAUUGAACGGGCAUUUAUUGAGUUGUAAGUUUUGUCCUCAUAGGAAGUAAGACUAAAUUGAAACGUUACUAGUAACGCUAGUCAUGUUUAUUAGAUAAUAAAUAAAUUGUUAAUCAUGCCAUAUAAUAUGUCAUACAGUAGAUGUGUAAUUUCAUGCCAAAUGUUUCCAUUUAGGUUUAAAUUUAGUCAAUUUUAUCAAAUUAUAUACUUUCUAAGUAGUAAGUGUCUAUUGUACAUGUAUUUUUAUAUUGUUAAAUACACUUGAUGAUGAUCUGAAAUUUAAAUCUCAGGUUGAUAUAUGCGUUCCUCCUUUAUAUACAUAAUAUUUAGUUUUAUUUGUGGGACAAGGUAUGUUUAUUCCAGUUUAUUGUGAUGGACUAGCAUGUUUAGUUAUUUCUCGCUAGUUGAUACUAAAUAUUUUUUUAAGUGUCUCAUUCAUUACCU